Lutzomyia longipalpis is the source of this 1575-nucleotide messenger RNA. It is a transcript of the gene sad, whose product is annotated as cytochrome P450 315a1, mitochondrial. NCBI's taxonomy places the organism in Eukaryota, Metazoa, Arthropoda, Insecta, Diptera, Psychodidae. The record is from RefSeq and is a predicted model, not a curated record. The transcript is spliced from 4 exons. Gene Ontology annotation, molecular function: oxidoreductase activity, acting on paired donors, with incorporation or reduction of molecular oxygen; monooxygenase activity; iron ion binding. The coding region runs from base 46 to 1509 and encodes 487 amino acids.
CUUCAAGACUCCAGCUUGAUCAGCACUAUCAUUGCCUUUGUCACGAUGUUGUGCAUAAAUCGUGUAAAGUAUUUCAAUAAUAUUCGAUUCUUUGGGAAUUCUUCAUUGACACGAAUGAUAAAGGAGGAUGUUAAGGAUAAAAAAAUCUUGGAUUUUCAACACAUUCCUAAAGCGAAAGGAUUACCUCUGUUGGGAACAACAUUGGAUAUUAUGAAGGCCGGAUCUGCGCCCAAAUUUCAUGAAUACAUCCACAAGAGGCAUGAGGAAUUAGGUUCGAUUUUUCGAGAAAAUAUAGGACCUCUCGAGUGUCUCUUUGUCAGUGAUCCUGAUGCAAUAAGAGAAGUAUUUUUAAAUGAAGGAAAAUACCCAAGGCACCCCCUUCCUGACGCUUGGAAGCUCUACGAAAGGAAACACAGGAACAAAAGAGGCCUUCUUUUUAUGGAUGGAGAAGAAUGGCUGUAUCAUCGAAAACAAAUGAAUAAGCUCCUUCUCAACAGAGAUUUUACACCCUUCCAUGCACCUAUAAAAAAUUCCGUAGAACGAUUAAUGGAUAAAUGGGCUACAAAUGAAGCAUCCAAACCAAUUGAGAAUCUUGAAAAUGAUCUCUAUAGAUGGUCCCUUGAAACUAUAAUCAACCUCAUGGUUGGUUCAUCGUAUAAUGAGAUAUCUGUGCAAAUCGAUAAAUCACUUGAGAGACUCUCAAAAGUUCUUCACAGAGUUUUUGAGUCAUCCUCCAAAUUGUUUCUUGUACCACCGCAACUUUGUGAAUUCUUUGGAACUUCCACAUGGCGAGAUUUCGAGGAAUCUGUUACGGAAACUCUGUCAAUUAGUGGGGAAAUAAUUACAAAAUGUUUGAAUGAGAAAAGGCGUCAAGAUGGGAUUUUGCGAGAGAUGGAAAAUCUUGAAAUACCCAGAGAGUAUAUUGAGAGGAUUUUGGUGGAUUUAAUUAUUGCAGCUGGUGAUACCACGUCCUUUUCGACACUGUGGUGCCUGCAUAUACUUUCCGGGGAUACGAACGUUCAGGAAAAUCUUCGUGAGGAAAUACGUGGAAAUGAUACCGUUGAAGCAGAUCAAAUUCCUCCCCUAAAAGCCUUCAUUCGGGAAACACUUCGCCUGUAUCCUGUGGCUCCUUUCGUGGGACGCAUAAUAGGAGGGGAUAAAACAAUUUUGGGAAAUUAUCACAUCAGUCAGGAAGUAAUGGCAAUUAUUUCACUCUUUACAUCCGGAAGGGAUCCAAAGAAUUUUCAUGAUCCUGAAAAAUUUAAUCUUCACCGGUGGUGCCGAUCGGAAGAAUCUCCCGUGCAUCGACCACAGGCAUCCUUACCUUUUGCUCUUGGAUCGAGAUCGUGCAUUGGUCAGAAGAUUGCUGUUAAACAAAUGUGUGAACUCAUUCGACAAGUCCUGCAGAGAUACCAUCUUCAGGAUUUGAGUGGUCCCGCUAAACCAAUUCUGCACAUGAUAACUGUCCCAGACAGGAAAAUUCAAAUAACUCUGAAAACACUACAAUAAACUUCUAAUCCUUUGAAUUGUAGAAAAAAAUAUCCGAAAUAAAUUGAUUUAUUUCUUUCAAUUUAA